GUCAGGCAUGCCCAGGUCACCCUCGCCUCCUGCCGGCCUUGUGUGGUUGCGUGUCGCUCAUGGUGCUGACCCUGUCAGACUGGGGACUGGAGUGGAAGUUUUCUCAGAUUCUUGUCCUGGCCCUACCAAAAUUAUCCCUAAGUAAAGAUGCAUCCAGACCUGUCUCCUCAUUUGCACACUGAAGAAUGUAACCUAAUUAUCAGUCUGCUCAAGAAGUGUCACAAGGAGCACAACAUUUUGAAAUUUUUUGGCCAUUGCAAUGAUAUUGACCGUGAGAUGCGGAAGUGCUUAAGGAAAGAGUAUGAAGAAAACAGGAUCAGGAACCGGGAGGUGCGUCGCAGGAUAAUUAAUGCUCACAAAAACACAGAGAAAUGAGCUCAACUGUAGCUGGACAGCUGUAUCUCAACAGGGACACUUGCUUGAAUGUUGACAGAAUAGUUCUUGCCCAUCACCAGUGCUCAGCCUGUGGUUUGUGAAAUGGUGAAAAAAAAUAAAUGUGCUUAUUAAUAUAUGGUCAUUCCCAGCAAGGCAAACAGUGUGGAAAAAAAUAAAUAUAGUAAAUCAUCACUCACAAUGUAUUUUUUUACCUCUAAGAGCAAAAUAUUGUGGCAAGUCUUUGUUCUGACAU
Indicator indicator is the source of this 628-nucleotide messenger RNA. RefSeq names its product C-X9-C motif containing 2 (gene CMC2). Lineage: Eukaryota; Metazoa; Chordata; Aves; Piciformes; Indicatoridae. Gene Ontology annotation, cellular component: mitochondrion. The transcript is spliced from 4 exons. The record is from RefSeq and is a predicted model, not a curated record. The coding region runs from base 148 to 375 and encodes 75 amino acids.